Messenger RNA from Suricata suricatta (meerkat), 3153 nucleotides. RefSeq names its product zinc finger protein 146 (gene ZNF146). Gene Ontology annotation, biological process: regulation of transcription by RNA polymerase II. NCBI's taxonomy places the organism in Eukaryota, Metazoa, Chordata, Mammalia, Carnivora, Herpestidae. The transcript has 3 exons. The coding region runs from base 1273 to 2151 and encodes 292 amino acids. The record is from RefSeq and is a predicted model, not a curated record. Gene Ontology annotation, molecular function: RNA polymerase II cis-regulatory region sequence-specific DNA binding; DNA-binding transcription factor activity, RNA polymerase II-specific.
AGUCCAGAGCCAAACCAGACCCACGCAAGAUGGUGUCCUCGUACCUCUGGGCCUGAAUUUGGCCUGUUUGAUACUGCGCCCUCGGGGCUUCAAAAGCGGACUUCUUACUUCAAACUUCCCACCAGGCUUUAACUGAUUUUUUUUUCCCAAAGCGGGACUACUCACCCCGCGAGCCUCAUAAUCACAAGAAAAGGCAGCCAAGUUCGUGUAGGACAGACUGCUGACCAGCAAAGCCUUAAGGGAAAUGUAGUUCAAGGCCGGAAAAGCGGCUUUGCUGUUGACAGAAGGGCCACUUCCUUGGGCAUCCUUGGAAACUGCACCUUCCUCAUCAAGGCCUGGAGGCCCCAGGGCUCAGCCUGAGUUCUAGAAUGGCACUUUGGCCCCAGCAUUAAUAUUUUAGUGCUGUGUCAUUUCCCCAGUAGCAGGUUAUAAUCCAGCCACACUGUAUGUGAUCCUGCGUUGGAACAAGAAGACAAACUCUGGAUGGUAGAGAAACAAAGUGGAAAGGAAAUUUGUUCAGAAGAAGCCUGAGAAGAUGAUGAGCAAGUAGAGGCAACAGGACCUGAGAGGCAAGUUGCAUCCAUCUCCAGUAAAGUACAGACUGAGGGAAAAAGCAGUGAAAUAAGAAAAUUGGAAAGACACGUCCUCUGAUCUCAGACCUUUUAUCUUUAAGCCAACACCUUUUCAACUUACCUGGAAAGAGUUUGAAACGCAAUUCAGACUUAAUUGUGAGGGAAGUUGUGUGGGAGAGAAUCACCAAUUUAAUUAGUUGAAAAAUCCUGCCGCCUCUUUCUCCUUAUGCUGAUAAUCCCUUUAAAUGUAAGUCAGUGUGGAAAUGUCUUCAGUUAAAUCCAUUUGACCCUGUAGAGAAACCCUAUGAAUUUACUGAAUGUGGGAAAACUUUCACUCCUGUCACACCACACUUCAAUGUAGAAGUCAGGCGUAAGAGAAAGCCUGUUCUUGAAGAGCCUUUAGCUGGAUGACAGAUCUCAUUGAGCAGAAGGGAAUUUUUACUGGAGAGAAACAGUGAAUAUAACAAAACUUCGUUGAGCAUUAGAAAAUUUAUACUUGGACAGAAAGCUUUUAAUGUUCUGAGUAUGAUAAAGUUUUCUCUCGAACUUUAUCCUUUCCUCUGCAUUUGAAAGGCCCUAUACAGAGAGUCCCCACACGUGUAAGGAAUGUGGGAGUCCCUUCAGCCGAAAGUAAAUCCUCAUUCAUCAAAAAGUUCAUACUGGAGAGAAACCUUGUGAAUGUGGGAAAGCUUCCAUUCAGAUGUCACACCUCAGUCAGCAGAAAAUUUGUAGUGGGGGAAACCCCUUUGCCUGUAAGGUAUGUGGGAAAGUCUUCAGCCACAAAUCAAAUCUCACCGAGCAUGAGCAUUUUCAUAAUAGAGAGAAGCCUUUUGAAUGUAAUGAAUGUGGAAAAGCGUUUAGCCAGAAACAAUAUGUUAUUAAACAUCAGAACACCCACACUGGAGAGAAGCUUUUUGAAUGUAAUGAGUGCGGAAAAUCCUUCAGCCAGAAGGAAAAUCUUCUCACCCAUCAGAAAAUUCACACUGGAGAGAAACCUUUUGAGUGUAAGGAUUGUGGGAAAGCUUUCAUUCAGAAGUCAAACCUCAUCAGACACCAGAGAACUCACACGGGAGAGAAGCCUUUUGUGUGUAAGGAAUGUGGAAAAACCUUCAGCGGCAAGUCUAACCUUACCGAGCAUGAGAAAAUUCAUAUUGGAGAGAAACCCUUUAAAUGUAAUGAAUGUGGAACAGCUUUUGGCCAGAAGAAGUACCUCAUAAAACAUCAAAACAUUCACACUGGAGAGAAACCCUAUGAAUGUAAUGAAUGUGGAAAAGCCUUCUCUCAACGAACAUCACUUAUUGUACACGUGAGAAUUCAUUCAGGUGACAAACCUUACGAAUGCAACGUAUGUGGGAAAGCCUUCUCUCAGAGCUCCUCUCUUACUGUGCAUGUGAGGAGCCAUACAGGUGAGAAGCCCUAUGGCUGUAACGAGUGUGGGAAAGCCUUCUCUCAGUUCUCAACCCUUGCUCUGCAUUUGAGAAUACACACAGGUAAGAAGCCUUAUCAAUGUAGUGAAUGUGGGAAAGCUUUUAGCCAGAAGUCCCACCAUAUUAGACACCAGAAAAUUCAUACUCAUUAAAAACCCUGUAAAUAUCUUAAACAUUAGAAAGCCUUCAUCAGGAAUUUAAGCCUCACAGCACAUCAGAAAUGAUCAUACUGAAAGAAAGUAUCACUAAUGAGGAAAACAAAAGCUAAAAACUUACUGGACACCAUGGAAUUCAUACUGAAAAGAAAGACAUUUAAAUGAUAAAAAUCCUGGGCCCCCAAAAAAGCUGAUGGCCCAGGUAAUGCUGAAACUUUAGACGCAUUUCCACUAAUCAUGCUUCUUAUCGCUGUCUGCAUUUAUCUGGAGAUCUUCAAUAUAAUAAAAAAAUAAGUUUUUAAGUAUUGGAAAGAAAGAGACUUUUAUGGUAUUGAUUUAGUAGAACACAAGAGAUUCUGGAAACACCUAUGCAUCUAUUAGAAUUUAGAAUAUGAUUGAAAUGGCAAUAGGAGGUGAGAAGAUAAUGGGACUAUGUAAAAAGUUAUUGGAGGUAAUUUGUUCUCUAAGGAAUAAAACAGACCAUGAACUAUAAACAGAGGUAAGAACCAAGAGGAUAAAAAAGAAUACGAAAAAGCUGUGUACUGAAAUGGUUAUGACCUUGGGAGUAGGGAGACAUUCCUUAUAAUAAGCUCAAGAAUUCUUCUCUGAAUUUGUAUGCUUAGGAAAUAAUGUACCAGUCUGCUUACUGUGGCAUGAUUUGUAGUUAGCCAUAAGUUGGAAACAAAUGUCCAUCAGGAACAAAAUGGAAAAUACUUAUGACGGAAUACUGUAUAUCUGUAAAAUUUAACACAUGAGAUCUAUAUGUAUUACAGAGGAAAAUCUCAAAAAUCAUGUUGAAGGGGGAAAAUGAAGUUGCAGAAUAACGUAUAUUACAAUUCAUUUUUGUAAAUUUUAACUAAAACUUUACUCACAAAAUUCAGUACUAUGUAUUGGUAUGGAUACAUAUAUGUAUGUAUGUUUUUAAAAUGUUUCUGAAAUGGAUUGGAAGGAUACAGACCAAACUCUUGGUAGUGGUGGCUUGUGAAGAGUGGAGCGGGG